AUGCAAGAGCAGGUCCAACUGCGUCGGGAGGUCGUGCGCCUCAAGCGCGAGAUGAAUGCCAUCAGUGCCCAGGACGACUUUGCCCGGUGGGCUAAGAUUCGCCGCGAGCAUGAUAAGGCGCUGGAAGCGCAUGAUAGGAAAGCUGCGAACGUCUCAUCAACAAGAGGCUCCUUCGACACCAAAGCCGGCAUCGUACGGUGGCUGUCCACAACCGGACUGAGAUUUGCCCUUCAAUGGUGGCACGCAAAGACCCCUGUUUUCACAUACCCGCGCGGAUGGUUCCCGUGGUAUGUCGAGUGGGUUCUGGGCUUCCCUCGAUGUCCUUACGGCGGCGUUAGUAUCAAUGUCUGGAGCACGGCGUGCGGCACGGCGAUUGCACUGGUCUCCGAUGUCAUUGUCUAUAUUGUUCUCUACGUCCAGGAGUCCAAGAGUGGUGCGACGGUCAAACAGAAGGAGACGCACAGGGUCAAAGUGCCUGUCCCUGCUGGGAAGACUUGA
Exophiala aquamarina CBS 119918 is the source of this 498-nucleotide messenger RNA. RefSeq lists its product as uncharacterized. Bases 1 to 498 code for a protein of 165 amino acids. Gene Ontology annotation, biological process: tail-anchored membrane protein insertion into ER membrane. The transcript is spliced from 2 exons. The record is from RefSeq and is a predicted model, not a curated record. Lineage: Eukaryota; Fungi; Ascomycota; Eurotiomycetes; Chaetothyriales; Herpotrichiellaceae.